AUGUUUGAUCUACCAAAUGCCAAGCGCAUCCGGCGCAAUGACAUCCACUCUCCACUGUCAUCCCGCGAACCAUCACCCGCACCAGACGAUGCUGAAGCACAAGACGCACGAGCCCGCCUAGGGAAACUUCUCAAUUUGGAUGAAUUGAUUGCUGUGCAAGACACACCUGCACAGGUGAACGACCUCGCGCAGCCAGAGGAUAACGAUGAGGAGCAAGAAUUCGAAUUCCGGCUGUUCAGUGCCCCCGCAAAAUCGACAGUAAAUGCAACCAAGGCGUCGGAGAAGGAUACCGACGCAAAGAUGAAAUCCACAGAAGCCGAAUCUCAGUCUUCCGGAGUCACACAAAAGUUGCGCAUUCGAUUACGGUCACCCUCACCGGGAGCUGGUGGUUCCGAGGGACGGUUCUUGAAAGCUUCCCGGGAUUGGGACUAUUAUUUCUCUACGCCCGAACUACUGGGUAGACGCGAUGUGGAGAUUUUGUCUGAAAACGAGGACGCUAUUGCCGAGAAGAAACAGCAAUUCGAGACUAUGGCCGUGUCCGGAGAGCACAUGUUAACAUGGGCCCGGUCACAAGCCUGGCCUGGCUGCCAUUUGCCCUGGCGAGUGAUCCACCUAAAACGCCAUCAGACAAAGCUACCACGACCAGCUGGUAGCGCGCCUGUCUAUGUGAUAGAAGGUGCACCUGUCUCAAAAAGCCCGCUCACCCGCAAGAAGCCCGGCAAAAAGCGCCGGGUCCAGCUGCGCAAGCGCGUUGUUUCUGCCCAGGCUGCUAAAGAAACGGAGGCCGAGAAGCGGAACCGCAAGAACCACGCGAGGAAGCUCAAGCGCCGACAGAAAGCGAGAGAGCAGAAGGCCGCGGCCGCGGGUGUCGCUGGUGCGGAUGCUGGUGCCGAGGAUGUCUCCAUGGCCGAUGGGGACGAUGAUGCUUCUUCUGGAGGGGAGAAUUGA
This is a messenger RNA of Penicillium antarcticum, 948 nucleotides long. RefSeq names its product DUF2011 domain-containing protein. The transcript is spliced from 3 exons. Bases 1 to 948 code for a protein of 315 amino acids. Lineage: Eukaryota; Fungi; Ascomycota; Eurotiomycetes; Eurotiales; Aspergillaceae. The record is from RefSeq and is a predicted model, not a curated record.